Messenger RNA from Plasmodium falciparum 3D7, 4014 nucleotides. It is a transcript of the gene PPAT, whose product is annotated as putative phosphopantetheine adenylyltransferase. Lineage: Eukaryota; Apicomplexa; Aconoidasida; Haemosporida; Plasmodiidae. Gene Ontology annotation, molecular function: pantetheine-phosphate adenylyltransferase activity. The record is from RefSeq and is a predicted model, not a curated record.
AUGAGCAAAUAUAUAUGGCAUGAAAAUGGUUUUUUAAUUUUUGAAGAUUAUAAUUUUGUUACGUAUACCAGAAGGCAAGGGAACCACAAAUAUGAGCGUAAGAAUAAAGAAUGUUUGAACCAUUUUAAUAAUGGUAAAGAAGGUAUAUAUAAAAAUGUUUUGUUUAUGGAAAACUACCAUCUUAGUAUAGAUCGAAAUAAUGAAGCAUAUUAUAUAUUUAAAGAAAAGAAAUUUUUCCAAAAGAUACAAAAGAAUAUCAAUUCGUUAAUGUUAUAUUUACAUAAAUUAAAAGAAAAAAAGAAAAUUAGGAAUAUUUAUUUAUUUAUUAAAUUUAUUAGUUCAAAAUGUAUCCUUAAAAUGUCUACUUAUUAUUAUAUAAAAUACAUUAUUGAAAAUAUUUAUGAAUAUAAAUUAGAUGAAUUGGUUCGUGUAGUAUUACCAAUAUAUAAUAUACAUAAAUUGUAUUCAUAUAUUUAUUAUGAAAAUUAUUGUUUUAAAAAUUAUUACAAAAAUAUACUAUCCAAAAACGAUAUUAAAGAACUCAAAAAAGAUUCAUGUCCUUUUAUCCUUCUCAACCAUAAAAAUGCACACAUAGUUUUACCUUACUUGUUUAUGUAUCAGAUGAAUGUGUUAAAAGAGGAAAAAUGUAAAAAUUUUAAAAAACAUAAUUUAUCAAAUAAUAUGAAAUACUCAUUAAAUGAUCAUUAUAUUUUUAAUCCGUCAAACCUUGACGUACUACAUUCAAAAUUGAAAAAUAUAGACAAAAAAAAAAAAAAGAAAAAAGAAAAAAGAAAAAAAAAAAAAAAAAAAAAAAAACUUAUUAUGAAUAACUCAACUAGCCAAAAACACAAAAUUGAUCAGGUAAAAAAUAGCAAAAAAAAGAAAAGAAAUUUUAAACAUAUAAAAAUAGAGAAAUAUAAAAUAAAACAAACAAUUAACAAAAGUUUAAAUAAAAGCAACAUAGGUCUAUUUGCAGGGACAUUUGAUAAAAUCCAUCUUGGUCAUAUUCUCUUAUUAUUUUAUUCUAUAUUUUUAACUAAAAAUUUUUUUUAUAUUGGAUUAUAUAAUAAUAAAAAUAUAUGUAAUAAGAAAUAUUCAGAUGAAAUUGAUGAUUUGAAAUUACGAAUUUUUAGUAUAACAGAUAUUUUAUUUCUAAUCAAAAAUGUUUAUCAAAUUCAUUUUAUUUUUCAAAACUUUGAGCACAUAAAUCCUUUUAUAAAAAUAAAGAAUGCGCACAAUAUUUUAUAUGAUAUAAUAACAAAGGAAAAGGGUCAAUUCAUUAGUGAAAUAAAAAAGGAUAAAUAUUAUCAAUAUCAAAAUCAUAAUUAUGAUGACUGUAGGAUAAAUAUUAAACGUUUACAUAAAAAAGGAACAAAAGGUACUACAAAGGAUAAUGUCACAAAUAUGGAUCGAAUGAAUAGAAAAAAAAAUAAUCAUAUAUAUAAAAUAAAAUUUGAUGAUAGAAACAAUAAAGAAAAAAAAAAACAAUUUAUUUCUUUAAUAAAAAAUAAGAUUAAUACGAUAUAUCAAAAUAUAUGUGUAAAUCAAAAGAUUAUAAAAUGUAUUCGUAGGAAUUUACAUUUUUAUAUUAAUAAUCAGAAUAAACAUAAAGCUAAAAAUAAAAAUUCAAAAAUAAUUGUCCUAAAAAGAAUUCACGACCCUAUAUCUUUUGCUCAAGAUAUUUAUGAUUUAUAUUCUUUAACUAUAUCUAAGGACUCAGAAAUUAAUGGUUAUAAGCUUGUGAAUGAAAGAAGACGUAUUUAUGCUGAAUUGAAAAUACAAAAAUAUACUAAACACAUUAGUAAAAAUAAAAAUUUUAUUCAUAUAUGUACAAAAGAUCCUUCAUAUGAUAAUAAGAAGAAUUUCUUUUUCAAUAAUACGUAUGAUAAUAUUAAUAAAGAUAAAAAUAUAUCAUAUUUAUAUAAAGAAAAAACAACUUUAAACAUUUUCGAUACAAUUAAUUUACGUAAUGGAGAAAAAUGUAGCUCAACAUGUGUUCGGAAAGAAAAUUAUUUAUUAAAACAAGUAAACAAAUUUUAUAAAUAUCUAAAAUAUUUUAUUGAAGCAUGUAUAUAUUUUGAUAUUGAUUAUUUUAUUAUUCAAAUGUAUAUAAAUUUAUUUCUUCAACGAAAUGGAAAACAGCCUUUUCAAAAACAUUAUAUAAGAAAAGUCAAAUGUUAUUUUUGUAAAAUGAAAAAUAAUAAUAAUAACAAUAAUAAUAAUAAUAAUAAUAAUAAUAAUAAUAAUAAUAAUAACAACAACAAUAAUGAUAUGAUGAAAAAGAAAAAUCUUUUUAUAGUUAACGACUUUUUUAGAAAUAUGUUUGUUAUAUUAUCCUUUUUUGUAAAUCAUUUUGUUGAUAAAAUUACAGUUCAUAAUCGAAAAUCUCUAUUUAUUAAAUUGGCCUUGGCUAUUUCCUUUUUCUUUUAUAACAAUAUUAUUUUGUUAAUAAUCAAAAAGAAAGAACAACUAGUAAAUGAAAGUUAUAACAAAGACCAAAAAAAAAAUGAUAAGGAAAAAACAAAGAAUCAUAAUAAUAUUAAUAAUGAUAAUUAUUAUUAUAAUAAUAACCAACUAAAUUUUAGUCUUGCUAAAAAAAUUAGUAUGUUUGAUAAUCAGGAAGAAAAUAUUUUCAAAAUAUAUAUUACAAAUAUAGACCAACUUAUAUUUGUAAAAAUAUUAAAUCAAAUUCUAGUUUUUACCAUCUUGAUUUUAUCGGCAUCUAUUUUGUGUAAAAUGUAUGAAAAUUUCCCACGAAUAGAAAAAAAAAAAAAAAAAAUAAAAAGAAAAAAAAAUAAUUCCUAUACACAAAUGUGUACAGAUCAAAUAUUUAACAUUAGUAAGAAAAAAUUAUUCUCAUCAAAGAAAUACUCCAAAAUAAAUGUAAGGCAACAAAUGAAUGACAUAUGUGAUCAUAUAAAUAGUGAUUCUUUUAUUGAAGAUAAUAAUAUGUCAUAUAAUUUUAAGAAUAACGAAAAGAUAUUAUAUAGUAGUAAAUAUAUAAUUACUCCUUAUAACUUGUGUAAAUAUAAAUUAAGAUGUUUUUCCAAGAAAAAAUUGGACCAUUUGAAAUUUCAUGAAGAGAAUUUGGUAAGGAUGAAAGCUGAUAGGGAUUAUAUGUGUACAUCUAACAAGAAAAGAAAAAACAAAAAAAAUAUGGAUAAUGAAAAUAAUAUGUAUUAUAAUAAUAAUAAAAAGAACGAUUAUAAUAAUAAUAAUAAUUAUUAUUAUUAUAACCAUUUGGAUUUUAAUAAAAACAAAAGUAUCGCUCCGUUACGCCAUACAUAUAUUAAUAAUACUUAUGAUGUACCGUCAAGAGAAAGACAACUUAUCUUUCCGGAACAAAAAAAUAAAAAUAAAAAUAAAAAAAAUGAUAUAAAAAAUUUUGUAAAAGCAUAUAAUACAACAAAUUAUUGCAAUGUUGAUAACAGAUUACAAAAUUUCCUUAUGUCACAUAUAAAUAAUAAUAAUGAUGAUAAUAUAUUUUUUUAUAGAAAAAUAUUAAUAUAUGAAUUUCUAGAUAAUUAUUUUAUUUCAUUUUUUUUAUUUUAUUUUUUAAAAUAUAAGGUAACAAAGAAUUAUAAUGAUAUAUAUGCAAGUAAAAAACAGAGAGAUGAUUUUAUAUACAUAUUAUUAGUACACUUUCAAAAUCAUAUCGAAAUGAUUAUAAAUACUUAUAUAAAUAAUAAAUGGACAUUAAAAGGAAAAGAAGAAAAUAAUCCAUUCGAUCUUUAUAAUAAAUAUAAAAUGAAAUAUUCUGUUAUUCAUAGAUAUUUCAUUGUAAAACUAUGCCCACUCAAUAAUUAUAAUAUUGAUUUUGAAAAAAAAUAUGAAUUUAAUAAUAUAAAACAAAAUAACUUUCGACAAACACCUUUCUAUAUUAAUUUAGAACAAUACAAUAAUUUAAAUGUGAUGUCAUUUUAUCAAUUUAUAUUUCAAAGUAUAUUAAAAUAUGAAAAUUAUUAUUAUCCAUAUUUUUCAUUCCUUAGUGCAUUACAAUUAAACAUAUAUUGA